AUGGCAGCGGCGGUAGGAGUCGCAGAACUUUCAAAACCCGAUACUCCUCGUCGAAUAGAGGGCGAGCUCCGUGCAUGGGAGAACCAGUUCGGCAAUAAGACCUGGAAAGGAGAUCACAUGGCCGGUCUGCGAAGAACAAUCAAGUCGAUCCUCUUAUACUCUAGCUCUGCUCGUGCCAGGGAUGAAAUGGCUCGACCAACGUACGAGGAAUGGACGAAUACAGCUGUCCCGAUUUACACCUUUUUCGAUGGGCUCAUCUCGCUUGUAUCUUAUAAAUGGGUUGUUGAUGCUCUCACGUUAGUGAAAGGAAGAAGUGUUAGAAUAUGUUAUCGAUAG
Dovyalis caffra is the source of this 336-nucleotide messenger RNA. NCBI's taxonomy places the organism in Eukaryota, Viridiplantae, Streptophyta, Magnoliopsida, Malpighiales, Salicaceae. The record is from the annotation of a GenBank genome assembly.